UUUCUAGUGUCGUGUAUCUUUUUAUUAUUGUUAUUGCCUCGUUGCUUUUCACGCUUGCUCAAGUGGGUUUCCAGAUAUCACUAGCAACUGGCUUUACAUUAGGAUCAUGUGAUACACUGGAAGUCAUUUUAAGACAAAGUGGACUAAUAUUGUUUACUGUUCCUCCAGUUGAUAUUGUUAGACAUUUAUUGCCAGAUGUUGUUGUCCUUAUCAUCAGUUCGGUCUCAGCUGGUCUUGCUCUUAAAGUCUCAUUUCUUCAUUCAGUGGAGCCCCCACCAUCAACUGGCUUAGAUUCUCCAAAUGAAGCGACUGCCCUAACCUCCGCCACUCGUCCUAUGACCCCCCAACAAGAAUAUUACCAGUUCCCGAAAUGUUUUCAAUGGAGUGUUGAAUUCCUGAUAUUUAUCAUGUUCCUGUUUAGUGGUAGUGUUGUCCCAUCUCUCACUUCUUUCUUUUACUACUUCUGCUUCUUGUUCCUUCUUUUUGUAUGGAGCUUUCACUGGAGGGUCAAGCUGAUGUCCCUCGUAAGAUUCAUGAGGAUUGUGGCCAUGCUCUACUCAUCCUGUCAUCUUGUGGUACUCUAUCUCUACCAGUUCCAGUCAUUUCAGCUAGCACUACCAGUUGAACCAAUGUCUGACAAUGACAGUUUGAUUGCUAGGUUGUUAGGGUUGACCCCUGUAAUUCAAACAAUAUGUACCAAACCCACUCAGUUGCUUAUAUGGGACGACACACCAGUCACAUAUUUCAUCAACCCUUGGGCAUUAAUUGGGAUGUUUUGGAUACUGGGAUCGGACUUUCAGUUGUGGCUCUCAACAAAGGUAUGUGUACAUAUAACCCAAGAAUGAUUUUUAAUCUCUGAGUUGGUAUGUAUUUAAUUAUUGACAAACACACUCAAUAGCAUGCAUGCCAGGUUUGUACUACUAAUGAAUUUUUGGGUCAUACAAAUGCAUUGUAUUAUGUUAUGUGUUAGUUGUAGGUUCUUGGCAUGAUAUUUGUAUUAAAAGUGUGUGGAUAUGAAUGAUCUGGUGAGUUGCAAAUUGCUUCUUUUAAAAAAAUUUGAAAUAUAAAGAAUGAAAAGCAGCAGCUAAUAGCGAAAUAAUAAAACUACAAUAUAUAGCUAUAAUCAUCAAAUGCAGCAGCAGGGUGUGUGUGUGUGUAUGUGUGUGUGUGUGUUUAGUAUUAGUUUUAGAUUGUUAUAGUACCAGCAAGAGCCUUUAGGUCUUCCUUGAUAAAGAGGUCAGCCAGUGUACCAAGUGUAGAGAAGCUCCAGUGUUGCUGAGCGUGACUGGUGCUGUUGCAGUAUGAGACAGGAGUAGCUGAAGGAGCUUCAGUCUCUUCCCCAGAGCCUAUAGGCUCGGAAGCCGCCCCCUCAGUCUUAUUAGCAGGAAUGAUCUUAUCAAGGAGUCCUUUGAGGUUCAUGAUAUUAGUAAUGGUGUAGUUUAUAUUGAAGCAAGUCCGAUCAGCAGGUGGGAAUGUAGGACA
This is a messenger RNA of Amphimedon queenslandica, 1482 nucleotides long. Its product is annotated as piezo-type mechanosensitive ion channel component-like. Gene Ontology annotation, cellular component: membrane. The record is from RefSeq and is a predicted model, not a curated record. The annotation marks the transcript as partial. NCBI's taxonomy places the organism in Eukaryota, Metazoa, Porifera, Demospongiae, Haplosclerida, Niphatidae. The transcript has 4 exons. Gene Ontology annotation, molecular function: mechanosensitive monoatomic ion channel activity.